Molecule: messenger RNA, 2313 nt
Organism: Vanrija pseudolonga
Lineage: Eukaryota; Fungi; Basidiomycota; Tremellomycetes; Trichosporonales; Trichosporonaceae
Gene: EXO1
Product: Exonuclease 1
Exons: 6
Coding region: 64-2313 (749 amino acids)
Biological process (GO): DNA recombination; mismatch repair; DNA double-strand break processing
Cellular component (GO): nucleus
Molecular function (GO): 5'-flap endonuclease activity; DNA binding; 5'-3' DNA exonuclease activity
Source: RefSeq, a predicted model, not a curated record
GUCCCGUAACAUUGUCUUCCUUCCCUCCCAUCACUACGUGGCCAGACUGCCCCACUCGACACAAUGGGCAUCUCUGGCCUCCUCCCCUCCCUCAAGGAGAUCCAGCAGCCCCGCAACAUCUCCGACUUCAAGGGAAAGAGGCUCGCCAUCGACGCCUAUGUCUGGCUGCACAAGGGCGCGUUCGGGUGCGCCGAGGACCUGGUGAAGGGCAAGAAGACAACCAAAUUCGUCGACUAUGCCAUGUACCGUGUCCGGAUGCUCCGCUACCAUGGCAUCACGCCGUUUGUCGUGUUUGACGGCGGGCCGCUGCCAGCCAAGCAGGGCACAGAGGACUCGCGCGCCAAGUCACGCGCGGGGCAUCUGGCGCGUGCUCAGGCCUUCGAGGCGCAGGGAAGGCUCAAGGAGGCGCGAGACUGCUACACCAAGUGUCUGGACAUUACCCCCGAGAUGGCGUUCCAGCUCAUCAAGGCUCUGCGAGCUGAAGGAGUCAGCUACAUUGUUGCACCGUAUGAGGCCGACGCGCAGCUGUGCUUCCUCGAGCGCGAGGGCUUCGUCGACGGCGUCGUGACGGAAGACUCUGACCUCCUCGUGUUCGGCUGCAAGACGGUCAUCUUCAAGCUCGAGAAGGACGGCUCGUGCAUCUCGAUUGAGCGAUCACGGCUCGCACAAGUUCGCGAGCUCCCGAUGCACGGCUGGACGGACGUUCAGUUUAGGCGCAUGGCGAUGCUGUCUGGAUGCGACUACCUUCCCUCCAUCCCGGGUAUCGGACUCAAGAAGGCACACAGGAUGCUGAGGCGGUACAAGACAGUAGAGAAGCUACUACAAGCUAUCCGUCUUGACGGCUCGCACAACAUACCAUCAGGGUAUUCCGAGGCGUUUGCUCAAGCCGAGCUCGCCUUCCUCUACCAGCGUGUCUUUUGCCCCGAGAAGAAGUGCCUUGUGCCCCUGAGCGACUUUCCAGAAGCGGGCCUUGCUGGUGAAGAUGAGAAGUGGAUCGGGCUGGACGUCGAAGAGGACAUUGCUCGCGGCAUGGCGGCCGGCGACCUCCACCCUGCCACUCGUAAGCCAAUCGAUGACCUCUGGCCGGACUUCAAACCUGGUUCGAAGGGUGGCAACGCUCCAGGAUUAGCCUUUGCUGCUACAUCCUCCUCCACGCCCAAGGCUGGGCCUCUCGACUCGUUCUUCAGCCGUGUCAAGAGGACGAAGUCGACCCCGGCCGUUCAACCCAUCGGCAAGAUGGCGUCGGGACCGACGCGCUUGUCCGACCUCAACGGUAUCGGGAGGCACUCGUCUGACCCGGGCCCCGAGACGCCGCCACCGGCCGAGCGCAAGACCAGCAAGUUCUUUGGUGGCAAGGCUGCCCCGGCGGACGAACCAGAAGACAAGUUUGAGCUCAAGUGGGAGCAGUCGACACAGUUUGCGUCCCAGCAAGCUGGGCCCUCACGCGAGCGUAGCGCCACCCCAGAACACAUCAAGUCGCCUUCUCCAUCGAGGUCAACACUACGCGAGACGCUGCAAGACGACGACGGCGACGUGGCCUUCACCUCUCCCGUGUCCGUGGUGUCUGACGUGUCGUCGCCUCCAAUGUCUGCUUCCCCGCUGAAGGGCCGCGACCCAGCAAAGCGGCCCGAGCCACCAUCGCCGACUCCCAACCGUGUCCUGGUCGCGGCGUCGUCACAGCUUCCCCCUCCCACCAUGGCGACGUGCGCGUCGAGUCCCAUGUCGACACCAUUACGUCGCGCACACACCACUCCAAUCACCAGCCGAGCGCUGACACGUAUCACUGCGGUCCUCGUCCCUGCCUCUUCUCCAGUUGUCCCCAACGACUCGAGCGACACAAUAGACGACGACGACAUUGUGACGCCGUCUCCCGGUGCUCUCCUCAAGCGCAGGAGGGUCGACCAGGACGAGGGCGACGACGAGGAGCGAGAAAGGCGCGCCCGCGUAGUCGCCGAGGGUUGGCGCCAGAAGUAUGCCCUCAAGUCUGCCGGAUCGUCCUCGCCCGCUGCUCCUGCCCCACGCAAGCGUACCGCUUCGAUGCCUGUCAGUGCUGGGGCGCGUAAUAUCCUGGCGCCAAAGGCCACCAACGUGGGCCACGAGCCAGCGCCAAAGGUGGCAGCCAAGACCGUGGUCAAGGCCACGGCGAGUGACGCGACGCCGAAGGCCAAGGUGCCAGCUGCUGUCAAGAUUGCGGCAGUGACGCCGUGCACAGCCGCUGCCACAGUUGCCACGACACCUAUCAACGCGGGUGUCCCCAGCCCCCAUGGCUUAACGUGGUCCUCGCUUGAGCGCUUCCGCUUCCACCGCCGAUAG